Molecule: messenger RNA, 5397 nt
Organism: Echinops telfairi (small Madagascar hedgehog)
Lineage: Eukaryota; Metazoa; Chordata; Mammalia; Afrosoricida; Tenrecidae
Gene: HOXA9
Product: homeobox A9
Exons: 2
Coding region: 3403-4212 (269 amino acids)
Biological process (GO): proximal/distal pattern formation; anterior/posterior pattern specification; DNA-templated transcription
Cellular component (GO): nucleus
Molecular function (GO): DNA-binding transcription factor activity, RNA polymerase II-specific; RNA polymerase II cis-regulatory region sequence-specific DNA binding
Source: RefSeq, a predicted model, not a curated record
UCCAUUUUCCUUGUUUUUCUUUCAUUUUCAGUCUCUCCGUGAUCCAUUAUCUUCUCUUUCUCUGCCACUGGCCAUCUUCCCUCUUCCCAUACCAGCCCUCUGGAAGGCCGAAGCUGGCUUGGGAGAAGCUGGAAGGGAGGGGGGUCAUCUCUGUGAGCUCAGUGGUGGGUGGGGUCCGAUGCGGACAGACGUACUCUCGUGGGGCUCUGUGGAGGGCCGUGGGCCUGGCCUGAAGGGCCUGGGGCAGACAAGGCCUCGGUUAUGAUCACGACCGGGUGGCGGCAGCCUUGCCUUCCUUCUCUGCGGUCAGCCAAGGCAGCCUGGAAGACCGGAUUGGGUGGCGGCGCUCACGCGCCCAGGCCAGGCGCCUUUGUGUGCCCACAUGCAUGGCAAGGAGGCCUGCUCCUGCCUCACUGGCCCCUCGCCAAGCUCGGCAGAGCCCCGUACUGCUCCUCUCAGAGAGCGGGGUUGGGAAGUUCCUCUUAGGCUCUCCAGGCCUGAAAGACAGCCCUGGGGUUCAGCAAGGACAAACGAACCCCACUAGGGCAAAGGCUUGGCGGCUUGCUUUCCAGUAGGUUCUAUCAGGUUCGAAAAGUGUUAGAUAGGGUACCCUAGUUCGACCAGGCUAUAUUUUAAAUAGGGAAGAGGAAUUCCAAAUGCCAGGACCUUGGGAUAUAAACUUGAAUCCUUGCUCCAAGUUGUAGUCUACGUUCGAAGGGCCAUUCUCACUAUUGGAAACUGAAAACAACCUUCUUUCCCUUGGUGCAUACAUCCAAACUUGCUUCCCUUCCCAGCUCUACCUGGGGGCCCAGGUGCUGUGUGCAUGGUGCCCGCAGGUCAGGAUGCCGGUCUCUGAAUGUCACACAUCUGGCUCCCCUUCUGCCCUCUGCCAGACUUGGACAGUGAGUUGAUUUCCUAGACCAAGGCUUUGGAAGGACUCUCCAGUGAGAAUGGAGAGGCUCUCAAUUAUAGCCACUUCUUUUUUAAAUGCACAAAUAAUCCUCUUAACUUCCCAAAUAAAAACACACAAAAGCCUGAAUAUUUUUAUUCCAAACCUCUUGGCUGAGGAACAACAAAAUUUGGUUUGGGGUUUUUGCCUUUUCUUUUUCCUUCUGGGCAUAAAUAAUAGUAGUUUAAUAUGCAAAGCCUACUGAUUAUUCAGUAACUAUUUUAGGUCUAGAGUCAUCUAAAGGAACAUCCCAUUUUUAUGAAAACAAAACAAAACUAACAACCAUUCAAUGCCUUCCUGGGUACAAAACUUGACAAAGGUGGCUAGGCCCACGAAUCUGUUUGCAGACAGUCAAAUUCGGAGGGAAAUUGUUUUCCCAAGACCUCUUUUUCUUCAUAGAAAUCUCAGAGGCCAGGAGGACUGCCGCUUUGGGGGACAUCUUAGGCUGCGGAGUGGGUGGAAAUAGAGGACUUUCUACAGAAAGGAAAACAGCCGGGAAGGGGGCCGAGACGGCCUGGACUGGCCACGUCGGAGGUCAUUGUGUCGGCCACUUCCCUCUUCCCUGGCCAGGCACAGGCUCUGGGAAAAGCUUACUCCGUAGCAAUAAGGCUGCAGGCUGUGCCUUUCUCGAGAUUAGGGGGGCUCUUGGUGAGAAGGCAGAAAAGAAAAGAGAAAAGAAGAAAAGAUCAGGGAGCCGGCCUUGCUGCCUAGCCCUUGCAGAGAGGGAAGGGAGCUAAUGAGAAACACACUCUUGCAGGCCCAGAAUUCACAAGCACGUGAAUUUAAUUACACCAUUUCUAGGAGUCCAGCUUGCUGUUUGAAAUUGGGAUGGUGGGUGUUUUGUUUUGUUUUGUUUUUCAUUUCCAAUUAACAGAGAGGCUGUGGUCUUUGUAUUUACCCCCAAAGGCUUUAAGGGGUGAGGAAUCCUCUUCCAAGACUUCUGAGGUACCCAGGCCAAGAGAUUAAAGUCAAUGCCCCGUGCUCCUCCUGUUAAAAUUUCUCACCCUGGACUUGAGCUGCAGCGCCUGGCUUUGGGCUUUGAGCUUUGUAAUGCUCUCUGUCUAGCCAGUAACUGGGGCGCAGGGCGGCGACUGGCAGCAAGGACAAGCCUUAUUGAAGGCCUUAUUCUGGGUCUAGGGUCCCACCACUACCGGCUCCCUGGUCACUAGAACCGUGGGUCUCUUAGGUGGGACUGCUUUGUCGCUUACCAGUGCCGCGGACAUGUCUCCCUGCGCCGGUGGUUGGUUCGGGGAGCACCCCGAGGCUGGCAAAGCACAAAGUUAGGGCCCUCAAAGAAGUCAGAGACCAGGGUCCGGCGACUCUAGAUUUCAGGCUGUCCCGGAGCCAGACUCUCCUGGUGCGUUUAUGCACCCGGCCCCGCACCAGCCCGCAGAGCGCGGGCCUUGAAAUCCUUCUCCCCAGUGUGGCCGCUCCCGCCCAGGCCAGCGUGCUGCUCAUAGGGGGACUUUCUCUGGAGGCGCCGCUGUGAAUUAGGGGCUGCCAGGAUGCCUGGCCUCGCGCCCCAGGCGGCCAGAUUUGGGGGCUGCUGCAGUCGGGGGUCCUCCUCCAAGGCCUGUCCCUGCCUGGCAUGCUUGGCCCAGGGGCGGCGGCAGACAGGCAGCUGUUUUGGGAGGGUGACUGGGUUGAAUUUGACUUUUCAUGGCCGGCCGGUGGUAAACUGGCAUCUCCUGGGGCCCGCAGGGAUUAUUUACAUGGCUCUCACCAACCAAACACAACAGUCUAAUUUAACCUUUCCAAGUCCUCAUAAAUUUUUACAGCUGGGAGCCACUGAGGCAAACGAAUCUGUUGGUCGUUCCGGACUUCCCACCAGUCUGCGUGGCUUCUGAAACAAUAACUCCUUAUGAAAUAUCAUAAAUAUAUAUUUAAAUACAGUAGAGCGAGAAUGCGAUGUGGCUGCCUUUUUUAUGGUUUCAAUUAUUGUCUAAUUUUAUGUGAGGGGCUCUGCUGGCCGCAUUUGCACGGGGGACCCGCGCCUUCCUGAUAGCGUGAUUAAUUGUGAUAUAAAAUAGUCCUCUUAAGGUGUGUGUGUGUGUGUGUGUGUGUGUGUGCGCGCGCGCGUGCACGAGCGUGUCUGCUGGUGCUAGUGGUUGGGUGUACACAGGCUAGACCCGAUUUGAUCUUUUAAUCUUUGCUGGCCGCAAUUAAAACAAACCUGAUUGUAGAGCGGCGCGAUUCCUUUGCAUAAAAACAUAUGGCUUUUGCUAUAAAAAUUAUGACUGCAAAACACCGGGCCAUUAAUAGCGUGCGGAGUGAUUUACGCGUUAUUGUUCUGCUUGGCGGGCACGUGACGCGCGCGGCCAAUGGGGGCGCGGGCGCCGGCAACUUAUUAGGUGACUGUACUUCCCCCCUGGUGCCAUCAAGUUGUUACAUGAAAUCUGCAGUUUCAUAAUUUCCGCGGGUCGGGCCGGGCCGGCCGGGCACGGGGCACGGCGAUGGCCACCACCGGGGCCCUGGGCAACUACUACGUGGACUCCUUCUUGCUGGGCGCCGACGCCGCCGAUGAGCUGGGAGCGGGCCGCUACGCGCCGGGGGCCCUGGGCCAGCCCCCGCGGCAGGCGACCGCGCUGGCCGAGCACCCCGACUUCAGCCCGUGCAGCUUCCAGUCUAAGGCGGCAGUGUUCGGCGCCUCCUGGAACUCGGUGCACGCGGCGGGCGCCAACGCCGUGCCCGCCGUGUACCACCACCACCACCCCUACGUCCACCCCCAGGCGCCGGUGGCAGCAGCGGCGCCGGACGGCAGGUACAUGCGCUCCUGGCUGGAGCCCACGCCCGGCGCGCUCUCCUUCGCGGGCUUGCCCUCCAGCCGGCCUUACGGCAUUAAACCUGAACCGCUGUCGGCCAGAAGGGGUGACUGUCCCACGCUUGACACGCACACUCUGUCCCUGACUGACUAUACUUGUGGUUCUCCUCCAGUUGAUAGAGACAAACAGCCCAGCGAAGGCGCCUUCUCCGAAAACAAUGCUGAGAAUGAGAGCAGCGGAGACAAGCCCCCCAUCGAUCCCAAUAACCCCGCAGCCAACUGGCUGCACGCACGCUCCACGCGGAAGAAGCGCUGCCCCUACACUAAGCACCAGACGCUGGAGCUGGAGAAGGAGUUUCUGUUCAACAUGUACCUCACCAGGGACCGCAGGUACGAGGUGGCCCGGCUGCUCAACCUCACGGAGAGGCAGGUCAAGAUCUGGUUCCAGAAUCGCAGGAUGAAAAUGAAGAAAAUCAACAAGGACCGAGCAAAAGACGAAUGACGCACUUGGGGUUCAUUUAGAAGAGAGCUAGAGAGGAGAAAGAAAGGACUACUGGGGGCCCCUGCCCUUGUCCCUGCCCCCCACCCCAGCCUCCACCACCCUGCACCAAGCAGCACUAAACCCCAGGUCUCAGCUCCCCAAGGCAAAACCCUGCUCAGGCUGGUACCUCGGCCUGUUGCUUUCAUGGAGGAGGUAUUGUAAGCCUUCCAUUUUCUAUAAGGUGACAAAGGGGGUGGGGGGCGCACUGGUACUGGUGGCUGACCGUGCAAACUUGUAUAUAUCUCUUCAAAUAAAUCUACCUGUUCCUGCUAAAACAACAACAAAAAAAGAACUACCUUUUAAUGAUGCACAACUGUUGACGGCGGGCUGUGUAGUUUUUAGACUGCGUAGUUAAUUUAAUUUGCCCUUUGUGCGGGCUGGGCGAUCUGCAGAGAUACUUGAACACUGUGUUUUAUUGUGGUAAUUAUGUUUUGUGACUCAAACUUCUGUGCUGGGUGAUGUACCCGUUGUGAUUGUGGAAGCUAGAAUUCAAUUUGAACUCAGGUUGUUUAUGAGGGGAAGGUGGUGGUGGGGGGAUGACAAAAAAUAAACGGAAAAAAAACCCCAGUCGCAUAGAGAUAGCUCUGUAGUGGAAAACGUCUUCUGUGUAACUAGGCAGUUAACCUUUGAUUGUAAACUAGCUGUAAGGAUUUCCCUAUGAAAUAAAAAUGUUAAAGCAAAUGAAGGGUUCUCCAGGAUGCAUUGAUUCAUAGCUCUCUCCACUGUGGAAAUGCAGGCAUUUUUUGCGGGGGAGGGAUGUCUUUAUGCUCUAUUGUCCUGUCUUACCUGUUGUAUAUAUGUAAUAUGUAUAUUAAAGGAAAAGUACACAAUCAGACAAACUUGAAUAUUGUUUUCCCAUCAGGCAAACAGGAAAUUCGGAGCUAUACAUGUGUGCAGAAGGUUACUACCUAUGGUUUACAUUUAAUUUUAAUCAGGAGGGAAAUGAAUGCUUAUUGUAACGGAGUUAAUUUUAUUGAUAAUAAAUUACACACUAUGAAAACGCCACUGGGCUACUGUUGAUGAAUCUGGGGUUUCCGUCGGGUUGAAUAUACACUGUCUAUUUUGCAAUAGUUACCUCAAGGCCUACUGACCAAAUUGUGUUGAAAUGAUAUUUAACUUUUUGCCAAAUAAAAUAUUUUGAUUCUU